GUGAACUAGGCGGAUUAUUACAGGCUCGUCUCUCCUCUCGUGCUCGAAUCAGCGGCGCUGGCGAGUGAUAGCAGCUCAGAGAUCAUCCACUCAGUGCGGACAGGCUGUGGGAUGUAUGCUGGGCAGAUGGAGUUCACUGGAACCGAGGAGCUGACCGAUGAGGAGAAGGAAAUCAUCAACCGCGUGCUGGCCCGUGCUGAGCUUAUGGAGGCCAUGGAGCAGGAGCGGAUUGGGCAGCUGGUCAAUCGGCUGGACAGGAUAAAGCAGACGGCCUGCGGUGACGGCCACUCACGCUGCCUGCUCUGUGGCCAGCAGUUUGGCCUGAUGGGAGUCAGCUCGGUCAUGUGUGAGGAGUGCAAGAAGCACAUGUGCACCAAGUGCGGCAUUCGCAGCAAUAGUCGCUCCUGUCCUGUGUGGCUGUGCAAGAUCUGCAGUGAACACAAGGAGAUGUUGAAGCGAUCGGGUGCCUGGUUCUUCAAGGGGUUGCCGCAGCAAGUCUUGCCCGCUCCCUUACCCAUCAAGCAGAAACAGUUCAACGCACCUGCUUCAUAUGUCAACACACAGAACGGAGACAGUGCCCAGCUUCUCGGCAGAGGGCAGCACAUUCCAGCAGAAAUGAAGCCUCCUGAGCAGGAGGAACAGUGUGUCAUUGUCCAGAAGGAGCAAAUGUUGGUAGGAGCAAGGCCGGCUGAGAGCAGGAUCUUAGGUCGAACGCAAGCGGCUGUGGAAAGACAGACUAAUCUGACGACAGUAAAGAAAGAAGAACCCGUCCAGAACACUAGACCUUCACACCCAUCUUCUGCUAUCAUACUAACCCAAAAAGUCAAAACUCUUGCUCUUGAGAAAGGAAUCCCGCCAAUGGAGAACAGGCCACUACCCGCUAUGCAGAAAGAGAUACGACCCCUAUUUGCAAACAGCGCCCCUGCUGUACACCAGCCCCCUCCCCCCACUACCGAGGAGGAGGAGGACGCCAACAGCUAUGACUCUGACGAUGCCACCACACUGGGAAUGCUGGAGUUCAGUCUGCUCUACGAGGAAGAAAACAGCGCUCUGCACUGCAAUAUUAUCAGAGCCAAGGGCCUCAAGCCAAUGGACUCCAAUGGACUGGCUGAUCCAUAUGUCAAGCUGCAUUUGCUUCCAGGGGCCAGCAAGUCAAACAAGCUACGCACAAAGACUCUGUAUAACACCUUGAAUCCAGUUUGGAAUGAAACUCUGGUCUACCAUGGCAUCACCAAUGAAGACAUGCAGAGAAAGACCCUCAGACUGUCUGUGAGUGAUGAGGACAAGUUCGGACAUAACGAGUUCAUCGGGGAAACACGGGUGGUCCUGAAGAAGCUGAAGCUGAACCAGAAGAAGAACUUCAGCGUAUGUUUGGAGAGAGUGGUGCCGGUGAAGCGAGUAGCUGCUGGAGGUUCGAUCCGUGGCAUGGCCUUGUAUGAGGAGGAGGUAAAAGAAGGCGAUGAUGCAGAGGAGCGAGGCCGUAUCCUGGUGUCGCUCACCUAUAACAGCCAGGAGAGCCGGCUCAUUGUGGGCAUCGUCCGCUGUGCCCAUCUGGCUGCUAUGGACUCCAAUGGCUACUCUGACCCUUUUGUCAAGAUUUGCCUGAAGCCUGACAUGGGGAAGAAAGCUAAGAAUAAAACACAGAUCAAGAAGAAGACCCUGAACCCUGAAUUUAAUGAGGAGUUCAGCUAUGAGAUCAAGCAUGGUGAACUUGCAAAGAAGACUUUGGAUAUCUCUGUCUGGGACUACGACAUGGGAAAAUCCAAUGAUUUCAUAGGUGGCUGUCAGCUUGGAAUCACAGCCAAAGGAGAAUGCCUGAAGCAUUGGUACGAGUGCCUGAAGAACAAAGACAAGAAGAUCGAACGCUGGCACGUUCUGUUCAACCAAAACAACGUGGAGGCUGAUGACUGAAACGUGUCCCUAUCCUGCUAGAUCUUUGUGACUCUGUAUGAUCCUGUCUUCCACCAUCUUUAUCCCUACCCUAACUGUGCUAAUAACAUGACUUUGUGUACCCAGUGUUCUUCUUGCUUUGAAUUCCUAUGUUGAGCUAUUACGUAACUAGUGGUCUAGGUAACAUGGAACUGACUCACUGUUAAUCCGCUAUUGUGCACAAGAGUGCAUCAUGGAUUUUCAGGCAACAUGAAAGAGCCUCAUAGGAUAAGAACAUGGGAAGUAAAUGUGACAGUAAAUGUGACAAAUACUAUAUUUAAAUAAUAAAAACCACCAAAUAAUUUUGAAACAUGAUAAUGUUGCUGCUCGAUUAGAUUGGAAAAACAACUUAGCAUUGUAAGCUACGCACGUGGCCUUGAGCUAUAUUUAUCAUUUCUGUUUUGAAAUUAUGCAAACAACAAAAGUUUAUUUAAAUGAGAUAUAACAUCCAGUCAAUUUAGACUAUGAAUAUGAAGUUGAAACUAUGUACUGACUGUUGUCUUAUUGGAGGGUUUUAUUUCGAUAUAGUCCAUAUAAGUGCUCACUUAUAUAUACAUAUAUAUCACUCAAUAUUUAGGAAAUGUUCUAUGUGCAUUUUCUCAAAUAUUCUUGUCAUUGUUCUGUUCCUACCAUUGAAAGAAGCUUAUUCAGUUUAUUUGUUAAAUACUCAGACACGCUACUGUAUGUUGAGUGUAUGCACUUGUAUUAUCUAAAUGUAGCCAAUAAAAUAUACAUGACACAAAGUAACCUUGCUGAUA
Molecule: messenger RNA, 2687 nt
Organism: Colossoma macropomum (tambaqui)
Lineage: Eukaryota; Metazoa; Chordata; Actinopteri; Characiformes; Serrasalmidae
Gene: rph3aa
Product: rabphilin 3A homolog (mouse), a
Exons: 17
Coding region: 112-1911 (599 amino acids)
Biological process (GO): intracellular protein transport
Cellular component (GO): membrane
Molecular function (GO): small GTPase binding
Source: RefSeq, a predicted model, not a curated record